Mangifera indica (mango) is the source of this 1034-nucleotide messenger RNA. Its product is annotated as rho GDP-dissociation inhibitor 1-like. Gene Ontology annotation, biological process: Rho protein signal transduction. The transcript is spliced from 5 exons. Gene Ontology annotation, molecular function: Rho GDP-dissociation inhibitor activity; protein binding. The record is from RefSeq and is a predicted model, not a curated record. Gene Ontology annotation, cellular component: cytosol; cytoplasm; membrane. Lineage: Eukaryota; Viridiplantae; Streptophyta; Magnoliopsida; Sapindales; Anacardiaceae. The coding region runs from base 218 to 922 and encodes 234 amino acids.
CGGUGAGAGAGGCAAUCGUAUACGAUUUUGAGUUGUGACUGUAUUUUACUAUAUAUUUAUACUAUAUAUAUACACAUGCGUGCUUUUUAUUUGUCAUUGCCAUCCAUAGGGUACUAACCGAAGUUAUCUUUUUCCCGAGCUUUUAGUGGAAAACUUGAAAAAACUUAGUGCUCUUUAGCCGGUUAUUAGGUUACUGUAUAAGGAGUGAGAGAGACAGAUGGAGGGUGGAAAGAGAACAGAAGCUGGAACAUCAAGCGGUGGUGGUGAGAGGCAAGACAAGUUAAGAGAAAUGAAGAGUGAGAAACCACCAAGUGAAGUGUUUGAUGAUGGAGAUGAUCACGAAGAUGAAGAGGAAGAAGAUGAUAAGGAAGGUGCUAGAAUUGUUACUGCUGGUUUUGAUCCUGGGCCUUUGCUUUCUCUCAAGGAACAAAUUGAGAAAGACAAGGAUGACGAUAGCUUAAGGAGGUGGAAAGAGAAGUUGCUUGGUUGUGUUGAAGGCGAUUUAAAUGGCCAAAUGGAACCUGAAGUCAAAUUUCAUUCAAUUGGAAUCAUAUCUGAUGAAUUUGGGGAAAUUAAUUCUCCUUUACCUGUAGCUGAAAAUCAGAGUCGCGUUCUUUUCACUCUCAAGGAGGGAUCUCGGUAUCAGCUGAAGUUAACAUUCACUGUUCUGCACAACAUUGUUUCUGGCCUUACUUACUCCAACACAGUGUGGAAGGGGGGACUUCAAGUUGAUCAGAGUAAAGGGAUGUUGGGCACUUUCGCUCCUCAGCGAGAACCAUAUGAGCAUAUUUUGGAUGAGGAGACAACUCCAUCUGGUGCGCUAGCUCGGGGCAUUUACUCAGCAAGGCUUAAGUUUGAAGAUGAUGAUAGAAGAUGUCAUAUGGAACUAAAAUAUUCCUUCGAAAUCAAGAAGAGCAGCUAGCCUAAGUUUUUCUGUGUUUUGCAGUCUGUUUAUCAUACACUGUCAUAUGACUUACACGCUUGUUUGUUAACAUUGCUUUGUAGACAUUUAAAUUAAAUUCUAGUUGCCUUUA